AGUUUCCAAAAUAAAUGGGUGUUUUAAAGGCUAGUAAUUUAUUUGGAUUAAUAUUUAAAGUAGUUUGACACCACUUCUCUUGUCUCUCUUCCAUAAAUUGAAGUAAAAAGCAAAAGUACAAAUUCAACCACCACUACACUCUACUGUGCGUAGUUGAUUUGAGCGCUCUCUAACUCAAUUCAAUAUGGAGUUGGAGUGCCAAAACCAACCAUUCCACCAUCACCGAGAUGAAGAAGAAGAAGAAGAAGAAGAAGAAGAAGAAGUCGGCCUUCUUGUACGCCAGUCUCGCCAAAUCACCACUCAUGCUAAUGGUAAAACUAAAGACCAUGCCCUAGAAGCAGAGGAAGAAAAAGAAGAUCUUAAUAAUGAAGCUGUACAUGAAAAUGGGGAAGGACUGCACAAGAAUAGCGUUUAUUUUGAUACCCAACAAGGCAAUGAAUCUGUUAAUGGAUUUUCUGGAAUGAAAAAUGUUGAAGAUGAGUCUGUUGUUUUGGAGACAACUCUGAAGGAUGAAGAAUUGCAUAUGAAGUAUGAAGGAAUUCUGAGUGCUGAAAUCACUCAUGAAAGUGGCAAGAAUUUGGAAGAUGAAAUCCUUUCAAGUUUGAGUUUGCCUGUGGUUCAAAUGUCUCCUGAAGAAAUAAGUAUAGAUGCUCCCACUGAAAUCACUCAUGAAAAUGGGAAGAAUUUUGAAGAUGAAAUCCCUUCGCCAGUGGUUCAGAUGUCAUGUGAAGAAAUAAGUAAAGAUUCAGAGUAUCUUAAUGAUAAAACUGUAGAAGAUUCAGAUGUUGACUUAAUAGACGAAGUUGACCAAGAAUUGACUGCAAUAGAUGUUGAGAGGGUGUUAAAGAAGCAGAAUACACAUGAGUUAUAUUGUCCUAAUUGUAAUUCUUGUAUAACCAGAAGGGUUACCCUUCGUAGAAAGAAGCCGAAGCCGAAAGUUAGAAAUAUUCCCCAUAGACCAAAACGUGUCAAGUCUGAGAUACAAUCUGUUCCAGAUGCUAAUCCAGCAUAUGCAACCAAUGGUCAAGAUCCUUACGCUUUUAAUAGUUCAAAUGUUUCUCCUAUGCAUGUAGCUGAUGAUGACAACUGCGAUAAACAACCAGAGGCAUUCAGAUGCUUAUCAUGCUUCAGCAUUUUCAUUCCUACAGGUAAUGGAUUUAAAAUAUUUCCAGUUUUUGGAGAUAGCAAUGAGAAUAAGAAAAUGGAAGAUGUUCAAAGUGUACCUGCAUCCAAGAAAAAAUGGUUCUUCUCUCUUUUUCUAUCAGAUAACAAGAAAGCAGCUAUUGAUCAAGGUACUAGAGCAACAGAACCUUCAGAAGUAGAUGGAAUUAAUCAGCAUAAUUCAUCGCGUAUUUCUGACAGUAUAUUAUCUGGCCAUGAAAAUGAUCAUCUGGUAACACCACCUGAUCACAGAACUCGUGUAGAAACUAGAGCAGUUGAACAAGAUUCCCUUGUUAAGUCUCAGCAAGGUGAAUCGGAGUCUAUAUUACCUGAGAAACUCUUGAUGGACCAAGAAAUCAAUAUGGAAACAGAGAACAAGACGCUUGCUCAUUGUAAUGGUCUUGACUUAUCAACUGAAAGUGCUUUGUCACCAAUUAAAUCUCUUUGCAGUGUAGGACUGGUUAAUUCUGCACUAAUAGAAUCUCAGGAAGUUGGAAAGGGUACUGUAAAUUCUUCAAAAAAAGAACCGAUACCUUAUUAUGGUGUUUCAAGUGAUGUGGAGGAGAGAUCAACUCAAGGUGCUUCGUCGAUUAAUCCUGUUAUCAGUGUAGGACUUGCUAGUUCUGUGUUAAUAGAUUCUCGGGAAGCUGGAAGAGCUACUGUAAAUUCUUUGAUAAAAGAGACAAUGCUUUACAAUGGUGUAUCAAGUGAUGUGAGGGAGAAAGUGGGUGAUACGAUGGUUAACAACAAACAAGGGGAUGAUGUGAUAGUGAAUGUAACUGAAACGCUGCCAGUUGAUCGAUCAUCUUCUUUGAGGAUACAAGAUGUUGACACAUCUGUACAAGAGAGACUUCUGCCAGAGAGUGGAACUAAGACACUUGUUGACCACUGCCAAGGUGCUGCAGCAAGUGAAGCCCCUAAAUGGGAUAUUUUAAAAAGCAUUGUGUACGGUGGUUUAGUUGAAUCAAUAACAAGUUUAGGAGUUGUAUCUUCUGCAGCAGCUGCUGGUGCUUCGACAUUGAACAUUUUAGCUCUGGGAUUGGCAAAUCUUAUCGGUGGACUUUUCAUCAUUGCUCAUACUCUUGGAGAAUUGAGAAAUGAACGUUCUGGAGAGACUGAGCACGAAGAUCGGUACCAACAACAACUUGGACAGAGAGACAAAUUCUCACUUCAUGCAACUGUAGUUGUCUUAUCAUUCCUCAUCUUUGGUUUGGUGCCUCCUGUCGUAUAUGGCUUCUCGUUUCGUACGAGUGACAAUGUAGAUUAUAAGCUUGCAGCAGCUGCAGGUUCCUCUCUUGCAUGCAUCUUUUUGCUUGCAGUUGGGAAGGCUCAUGUACAAACGCCACCCAAAUCUUACAUCAAAACGUUGUUGUACUAUGUAAUCUUAGGAGUUGUGUCCUCAGGUGUUUCUUAUGUUGUCGGUGACCUAAUCAAGAAACUUAUGGAGAAGCUUAAUUGGUCUGAAUCGAGUAUUGAUUUCAUGAUACGUCACCAAAUGAACCCAGGAUGGGCAUCCUAUUGACAUAUUAGGGUCAUAGUUCAGAUUUGAAGGAAUUUUUCUUGGUUAGGUGUUGAAGGAAAUUAACUAGAAUAAUACAGAGCUUAGAUUUCUUGUUACUUACAAAAGGGUCCUAGAAGGCCCGCCAC
Pistacia vera is the source of this 2808-nucleotide messenger RNA. Its product is annotated as membrane protein of ER body-like protein. The record is from RefSeq and is a predicted model, not a curated record. The transcript is spliced from 7 exons. Bases 185 to 2683 code for a protein of 832 amino acids. Lineage: Eukaryota; Viridiplantae; Streptophyta; Magnoliopsida; Sapindales; Anacardiaceae.